Messenger RNA from Exophiala oligosperma, 1050 nucleotides. RefSeq lists its product as uncharacterized. Gene Ontology annotation, molecular function: oxidoreductase activity. Lineage: Eukaryota; Fungi; Ascomycota; Eurotiomycetes; Chaetothyriales; Herpotrichiellaceae. The transcript is spliced from 3 exons. The coding region runs from base 1 to 1050 and encodes 349 amino acids. The record is from RefSeq and is a predicted model, not a curated record.
AUGGCCAACUCUCUACCCACAGAGAGACAAGCCUGGCGCCGAACAGAUGACCUCUCACCUGGAGCGGCUCGUCUCAAGCUCGUCACAGAGCCUUUGCCCAAAGAGCUGGCUCCAACAGCCGUCCUGAUCAAAGUCCACGCCGUGUCCCUCAACUGGCGUGAUGCCAACAUCAGUAAUGGAGGAAACCCCUGGCCGGUCAUCCCCAACGGGAUAAUCUGCAACGAUGCCGCCGGUGAGGUGCUCGCCAUCGGCCAGAACGUCCGGCGCAUCCGUGUCGGUGACCGCGUCGCCCCUACGAAUGACACGGAAUACUUGACACACCGCUCCACCGGCCGAUCCUGGGUGGCCGCGAACGAAGACGGCGUGCUUGCCACGUACAUCGUGUACGACGAAACGGUCCUCGGCCACCUCCCCAAGUACCUGUCAUGGGAGUGCGCCGCGCUGAUCCCAUGUGCCGGCGUUACGGCAUGGGCGGCAUUGCGGGAUGUAGGGAUUGGGAAGAGUGUGCUGAUCCAAGGCACUGGGGGAGUGAGCAGCUGGGCAUUGAAGCUCUCUCGUGCGUCGGGGCUCAAAGUGAUUCUCACCUCGUCGAGCGACAAGAAGCUGGACCAGAUGAAGAAGCUGUUCGGUGCGCCGGAGAUACGGACGAUCAAUUAUAGGACGACGCCAGAAUGGCAUGAGGAGGUGCUGAAGCUGACGGAUGGUAUUGGUGUAGAUCUUGUCAUCGAAAACGGCGGCGCGUCGUCUUUGGUCAAGAGCCUGAAGUGCACGAGGCGGGGCGGCAUCGUCAGCCAGGUCGGCUACUUGGGCAAGCAGCAGCCGGAUGAUUUGCAGGAGCUCGUGCCGACGAUCAUUGACCGAAGGGUGAUCCUCAGGGGCAUCAACUGCGGCCCGCCCGAGUACAUGGAAGACAUCUGCGCGGCUCUAGAAGCGACCCAGAUGCAGCUCGACGACAUCAUUGACAAGGUCUAUCCAUUUUCGGAAGCCGAAGAGGCUGUGCAGUCGCUAUGGGAAGGCAAGGUGGUAGGAAAGAUCGUGCUACGUCUUUGA